GAGUUAGUUAUAAAGCUGUCGUUGCUAAGUUAAUUUGGGAAAAUUUAAAAAAUAUGGGGAAGCUUGGUUUUUUAUUAUUUACAUUGGGAAGUUUUGUUUUGGCUAGUGCUAAAUUACCUAAAUUUAUUGAGCCCUGCAGUAAAUCAGCGGCGGAUUUCCAGAAGUGCUGCACAGACCAUGGAAACAAAGCCCUACCAUUACUUCUACAAGGAGAUAAAGAACUGAAAAUACCUAAACUGAAUCCCUACCAUCUAGAUAAAGUCGUAGCUGAUGCAGGACCUAACCUAAAAAUUACCCUCACAAAUAUAGAGUUGCAAGGUGUGGAUUCACUAAAGGUGACUGACAUGAAUGUUGAUUUUGAUAAAAAAACAGUCUACAUAUCCCUACAUGCCGAGCGUGUUAUGUUGAUAGGAACAUAUGCUAUUGAUGGUAAAAUUCUUGUUUUACCAAUAAAAGGAAACGGUCCACUGAAUAUAACAAUUGUGGACAGUCAAUUUAAAUACAGCUUCUCAUAUAAACUGGAAAACAGGGCCGGUGUGGACUAUGCAAUAGUCCAAGACAAUGAUUCGCUGGACUUCAAAAUUAGCAAAUCGUAUUACAAAUUGGAUAAUUUGUUCAACGGCAAUAAAGCAAUGGGAGAUAACGUUAAUAAAUUCUUAAACGAAAAUGAUCAAGAUAUUAUUAAAGAACUUAGCGCAACUAUAAAAGCAGUCAUUACAUCAAUUGCACGAACUACAGGGGGAGGAGUCUUAUCAACAAUCCCCUUCAGUGAAUUAUUUUUACCAUAGGACCUAAUAGGUAUUUGACUUAUUAGAAGAUACCUACUUUAAGAAGUUUUUUCUUUAAAGACGGUUUGUAUUAUUUAUACACAAAAAAAAAUUGAAAAAGAUUGUUGAUAAUAAAUAAAACAUUGUCCGUUGAAAAA
Molecule: messenger RNA, 925 nt
Organism: Ceutorhynchus assimilis (cabbage seed weevil)
Lineage: Eukaryota; Metazoa; Arthropoda; Insecta; Coleoptera; Curculionidae
Source: the annotation of a GenBank genome assembly